Messenger RNA from Trichoplusia ni (cabbage looper), 603 nucleotides. It is a transcript of the gene Tim8, whose product is annotated as mitochondrial import inner membrane translocase subunit Tim8. The transcript is spliced from 2 exons. The record is from RefSeq and is a predicted model, not a curated record. Bases 109 to 381 code for a protein of 90 amino acids. Lineage: Eukaryota; Metazoa; Arthropoda; Insecta; Lepidoptera; Noctuidae.
ACCUACCACAAAGAAGACACAACUGAAUCGAAACGUCAAAAAUCUAACCUCAGAACGAUUUUUUAAUUUGCGACAAUUAUUUUCUCCUCAUAAAGUUAAAAAUCUACCAUGAGUGAUUUAUCAGACUUCGCAAGCCCUAAGGGUGCGGAUUCAGAAUUGCAAGACUUUCUUCUUGCAGAAAAACAAAAAGCCCAGUUCCAUGCACAGAUCCACGAAUUCAAUGAUUUCUGCUGGGAUAAAUGCGUAGACAAACCUGGAGCAAAGCUGGACUCGCGCACAGAAACAUGCAUUACAAACUGUGUAGAGAGAUUCAUUGAUGUUUCGCUUCUCAUCACUAAUAGGUUUGCCCAGAUGCUGGAGAAAGGAGGUGGAAUGCAUUGAAUACUCCCUAGUAAUUAUCUUUUAUAAACCAUAAGGUUGAUCUGUAGUCAGUCAUAGGACUUACAGUUUUAGGUUCGAGGAUUUUGGAAAAGUGCAUUUUUGUUUAUUUUAGUAGCUAGAAGCCAUGCUGUUGUUAUCUGUACCAAAAAUGUACAUCUAAGGGUACCUAAAAAAAUUGUUGAUUAAAUGACAGAAUUAAAAUAAGGUACAUACAUAUUUAAA